CUGGCCAUAUCUGAUGUGCACUUGUCCAUGGAGAACGCCAGAGCUCUGGAGCACCUCAACAACAGAUGGAAACUUCUGCAGGGGUCAAUUGAAGAACGUCUGAAACAGUUGCAAGAUGCCCAUAGAGAUUUUGGACCCGGAUCACAGCACUUCCUUUCCAGCUCUGUGCAGAUUCCUUGGGAACGUGCCAUAUCCCCCAACAAAGUGCCAUACUACAUCAACCAUCAGGCUCAGACAACCUGCUGGGACCAUCCAAAGAUGACUGAAUUAUACCAAACUCUGGCGGACCUGAACAAUAUCAAGUUCUCUGCAUACCGGACGGCCAUGAAGCUGAGGCAUGUGCAGAAGGCUUUAAGAUUGGACCUUCUGAAGUUGAGCAGCGUGGCGGAUGUGUUUAGAGAACAGGAGCUGCAGCAUGCCGAGCAUGUGAUGGAUGUGGUCGAGGUCAUCCACGCUCUCACUUCCCUGUAUGAGAAACUAGAGGAGGAGAGGUCCGUCCUGAUCAAUAUCCCCCUGUGCGUCGACAUGUGUCUCAACUGGCUGCUGAAUGUUUACGACAGUGGUCGUAAUGGUAAGAUGCGAGUGCUCUCCUUCAAGACGGGCCUGGUUAUUCUAUGCAAAGCAGACAUCCAGGAAAAGUAUAAAUACAUUUUCAGACAGGUGUGUGGUCCAGGUGGACUGACAGAUCAGAAACAUCUCAGUCUGUUACUGCACGAGGCUAUUCAGAUCCCUCGGCAGCUCGGGGAGGUGGCGGCAUUUGGAGGGAGCAACGUGGAGCCCAGUGUCCGCAGCUGCUUUCGAAUUGCUCCAGGUAAGUCAGCAAUUGAGGUGUCUCACUUUCUGGAGUGGAUGGGCCUAGAGCCUCAGUCGGUGGUGUGGCUUCCUGUUUUGCACCGGGUGACCGUGGCCGAGACAGCCAAGCACCAGGCACGCUGCUACAUCUGUAAGCAGUGCCCUAUCAAGGGCUUCAGAUACCGGAGUCUGAAACAGUUCAAUGUGGACAUCUGCCAGACGUGUUUUCUGACAGGCAGAACUACCAAGGGCAAGAAACUACACUACCCCAUCAUGGAGUACUACACCCCGACGACCUCAGGCGAGAAGAUGCGGGACUUCGCAAAGACGCUAAAGAACAAGUUCCGCUCGAAGCAGUAUUUUAGUAAACACCCUCAGAGGGGAUACCUGCCUGUUCAAUCAGUACUGGAGGUGGAGAGCUCUGAGACGCCCUGCUCAUCUCCCAGGCUGCCUCAUGCGGACACACACAGCCGGAUCGAGCAUUUUGCCAGCAGGUUGGCAGAAAUGGAGAACCAGAACUGUUCCUUUUUCACCGACAGUCUCUCUCCGGAUGAAAGUUUGGAUGAAGAUCAGUACCUCCUACGUCACUCCAGCCCUGCCCUUGAGCAGGACUCCCCCCACGGCCACCUGCUGGCCCACCUGGACUGCCAGGAUAGAGAAGAGCUGCAGCGCACCCUCCAGCGCCUGGAGAACGAGAACAGGGUGCUGCAGGGCGAGUAUCGGCGGCUGAAGUGGAAGCACGAAGAGGCAGCAGCAUCACCCCAGCUGCUGGAGUCAGGUCCAGGUUCACUGGCCGGUCAGCAGGACGAGGAGCUCUUAGCCGAAGCUCGAGUCCUUCGACAGCACAAGACCCGCCUGGAGACGCGAAUGCAGAUUCUGGAGGACCACAACAAGCAACUGGAGUCCCAGCUACGCAGACUCAGAGAACUACUGCUGCAGCCCAAAGAUGACUCGGAGGCCAAUGGCUCGGCUCCUUCCUCUCUGUCCUCUCCUGUGUCAGGGGGUGACCACCAGGGGGAGCCUCCCAGCAGAGAGACCACAGACACAGAAGCUGCAGGUGAGUAUUUGGAUUACGAGCAGGACACCGUACUGCAGCUGCAGCAGGUAAUCGAACAGCUGAGGAACGUCUUCCCAUCUGAGCCAGGUCCAUGAGGAACCUGAUGCAAAACUCAGAGGCCUAUAAUUGUGCAGGUGAAUCCAUGGACAGACGACGGGGCUACGAGAAGAGUUUCAAGACAACCUUCUCAACCUGCGUCCAUUUCCUAAAGAGCUGUGGGAUAUCUGAGUGCUAACUAAACGAACUAAUGUUUACAUGGUGCCAAAGGCCUGCACUGAUCCGGACACUGUGCUAACACUUAAUGCAAGGUGUGUGGCUUCAUCAGUACAGCACAAGAACCACAAACAGGACUUACACCACGCAGAAGGGGAUCUCUCUUUAGGUAUCCCUGUGCCAGCAACUUAUCUGUGUGUAUGUUUUUUUUUUUGGUUUGUUUUUUCAAUUUU
Sinocyclocheilus anshuiensis is the source of this 2295-nucleotide messenger RNA. Its product is annotated as dystrophin-related protein 2-like. Lineage: Eukaryota; Metazoa; Chordata; Actinopteri; Cypriniformes; Cyprinidae. Gene Ontology annotation, cellular component: plasma membrane. Gene Ontology annotation, biological process: synaptic signaling. Bases 28 to 1944 code for a protein of 638 amino acids. The record is from RefSeq and is a predicted model, not a curated record. Gene Ontology annotation, molecular function: protein binding; zinc ion binding. The transcript is spliced from 18 exons.